Messenger RNA from Morchella sextelata, 780 nucleotides. RefSeq lists its product as uncharacterized. Bases 1 to 780 code for a protein of 259 amino acids. The transcript is spliced from 2 exons. The record is from RefSeq and is a predicted model, not a curated record. NCBI's taxonomy places the organism in Eukaryota, Fungi, Ascomycota, Pezizomycetes, Pezizales, Morchellaceae.
AUGUCCCCUGUCACUACUAUACACACCGAACAACCCAAAGAUGAUGCGGCCAUAAUCCGUCUGUUCAACUUAAUCGACUCUAGCAUCACCGACCAUGUUCUCAAUUACUAUAUAACCAACACCCUAGGGGUGUCCAACUGCGAAAGAUUCGCUCAAUUUGGGAGAAACAAGAGAGAGUUCGUAUGGGUUCAGAAUGUCACCUUGAAUGAGCCAAGAAUGCAAGUGGUCGUGAUUAGAUCAGUCAUUAGCGCGGAGAUCUUCAAAGCAGUUCGUGAUGGCAUGUUUGUUCCCCCAAUGCCAGGUAUGAGCCAGAACCCAAGGAGAGCCGAGUCGAGGAGCAGACAAACCCCAAGAAACCCUCCCGCGUCAAGCAUAGACCAGAAAGCCCGCAUCGACUUCUUUCACAACCUCCCGCGAAACCCUCACUACGCUGCGCACCGCAAGAAUGCUAUUACCUCUCUCACCGACGAAAUUAUGCGCCUCACAUUCCCCCUCAUCGCGGAUAGAAACAGGGAAGAAGCCCGCCAGCGUAGCCUUGAAUUAAUCAUCAACAGCGCCGCGGACUUUGCAGUGACCACUGGCAAGCAGACACCAUACUUCCGGGUCUCUUUCCCACAGCUGAGAGGUGGAAGCACCAACGGAUCGAGGAGGGGAAGGACAGAGAACACGGAUGCCCCGGUAAUGGUGCCCGAGCUGAGAAAGUACGGGGACGAGAAGGGACUCGGAUAUGACCGGUAUAUCCCACUGGUUCCCGUUCAGAAGUUACCAGAUAAUCUAUAA